AUGCAUCAUCCUAUCCCCACCCACGAGUCCGGCGAGCGACUCCUCGCCGAAGCUACAUCCCGGAAAAAGCAUUCCAAACAGUAUGUCAUAGCCUGUCCAACUACUACGUUGAUUGUCCUUUUCAUCGUAGUCACCGCAUCCACAUACGUGCUAGGAUAUUUCACAGGCCAACACGUUCAAGACUCGAACUCACUCUGCGCGCUCCGCACAUCCAAAUACUCCCCACUGGUCAAAACCAUCGGCAUCAAAUACUAUGACCAGACCUUCAAUGGCUCGUUCCUAAAAGAGAACAUCUUCCGCCAGGAGGCCAGUCCUGCCGUCGACGCAGCGUGGGACUCCAUAGGAGUGAAUUACCGCGGAAUCCGCAUAUCCGUCCAAAAAGCCUUCAAAUCCGGCCUCUCCAAAGACCACGUUCAGAUCAGUCCCAGCCACGGCGGUGGGUUUCCCGCGCACGUCGAGGGCCUGCACCAUCUUCACUGUCUGAACCUUCUCCGCCAAGCACUCUACUACAACUACGAGUACUACCGUGCACGCGGCGACGGCUCUUUCAAGAACGAGGGGUAUAUUGUGCGCAAGCAUAUCUCGCACUGUCUCGACAUCCUCCGCCAACAGCUCAUGUGCACAGUCGACUUUGGAAUCUUCGGGCAGAUCUGGGUGUAUCCUGACCACCCGGAGCCGUUUGUCGACUUCAACUCGGUGCAUGUGUGUCGCAAUUUUGAGGCUGUGCGCGAGUGGGCGGAGAGGAAUCAGUUGCCGGAGAAGGUGUCGGGCGAGUUUCUGAUACGACCUGCAAAGGAAAGUGUAUAUGAUGAGAUCCCUUGA
Aspergillus candidus is the source of this 822-nucleotide messenger RNA. RefSeq names its product oxidase ustYa family protein. Lineage: Eukaryota; Fungi; Ascomycota; Eurotiomycetes; Eurotiales; Aspergillaceae. The record is from RefSeq and is a predicted model, not a curated record. Gene Ontology annotation, biological process: mycotoxin biosynthetic process. The transcript is spliced from 5 exons. The coding region runs from base 1 to 822 and encodes 273 amino acids.